AUGGUGUUUCUCCUUUUCCCCUUCAUAGACCCUGGUCUUGGCAUGCAGAAGCCCCAGUGCUUGGUUCCUGUCAUGGCCACUCCAAAUGGAACUCUGGUACACCCAGCAUAUUUCCUACUGGUGGGCAUCCCUGGCUUGGGGCCUAACAUACACUUUUGGCUGGCUUUUCCACUGUGUUUUAUGUAUGCCUUGGCCACCCUGGGCAACCUGGCCAUUGUCCUCAUCAUCCAUGUGGAAAGGUGCCUGCAUGAGCCCAUGUACCUUUUCCUGGCUAUGCUUUCUACCAUUGACCUAGUCCUGUCUUCUGUCACCAUGCCCAAGAUGGCCAGCCUCUUCCUAACAGGCAUCCAGGAAAUAGGAUUCAAUAUUUGUCUGGCCCAGAUGUUCCUCAUCCAUGCUCUGUCAGCCAUGGAGUCAGCUGUCCUGCUGGCCAUGGCUUUUGACCGCUUUGUGGCCAUCUGCCAUCCACUGUGGCAUGCUUCUGUGCUCACAGGGCCUACUGUGGCCAAGAUUGGACUAGCUGCUCUGACCAGAGGAUUUGUUUUCUUCUUCCCACUGCCUUUCCUCCUGAAGCGGUUGUCAUACUGUCAAACACAUACCGUCACACACUCCUUCUGUUUGCACCAAGAUAUCAUGAAAUUGUCCUGUACUGACACCAUAGUCAAUGUAGUGUAUGGACUCUUCAUUAUCCUCUCAGUGAUGGGUGUUGACUCCCUCUUCAUCGGUCUCUCCUACAUUCUCAUCCUGAAGACUGUGUUGGAGCUGUCUUCUCGGGGGGCAGCACUCAAGGCUUUCAACACCUGUGUCUCCCAUCUCUGUGCUGUACUGGUCUUCUACAUGCCCCUCAUUGGGCUAUCAGUGGUACACAGAUUGGGGGCCCCUACUUCCCUGCUCCAUGUGAUUAUGGCUAAUAUCUAUCUACUACUACCACCUGUGGUCAACCCUGUUGUUUAUGGAGCCAAGACCAAGGAGAUCCGUUCACGGAUUCUCCAUAUGUUCUCACAGGGUGGUAAGUGA
Messenger RNA from Enhydra lutris kenyoni (northern sea otter), 1017 nucleotides. Its product is annotated as olfactory receptor 51D1. The coding region runs from base 1 to 1017 and encodes 338 amino acids. Gene Ontology annotation, biological process: G protein-coupled receptor signaling pathway. Gene Ontology annotation, cellular component: membrane. Lineage: Eukaryota; Metazoa; Chordata; Mammalia; Carnivora; Mustelidae. The record is from RefSeq and is a predicted model, not a curated record. Gene Ontology annotation, molecular function: olfactory receptor activity; G protein-coupled receptor activity. The transcript has a single exon.